Physcomitrium patens is the source of this 4470-nucleotide messenger RNA. Its product is annotated as exocyst complex component EXO70A1. NCBI's taxonomy places the organism in Eukaryota, Viridiplantae, Streptophyta, Bryopsida, Funariales, Funariaceae. The record is from RefSeq and is a predicted model, not a curated record. Gene Ontology annotation, molecular function: phosphatidylinositol-4,5-bisphosphate binding. Gene Ontology annotation, cellular component: exocyst. Gene Ontology annotation, biological process: exocytosis.
GUGUAAGAACAACAAUUGAGUUUGUCCAGACUACAGACGUUUUUUCAAGGGGUUGCCGCAGAGACGACAACAUGGAUAAUCCAGCCGUUGCGAGCAGCCGCUCUGAGCGCUUUGCAGUUUGCGAAUCUGAAAGGACACGAUCCGUUGAGUGCGCAUCUGCCGAUCCCUGUGCCGAGGAUGCUAGUUCAGUGAAAGAGAGGCGGCAGUGCUGUGCAAUCGUGUUGUUGCGGUCGUAAGAUACGUAUCCGGGUGGGUAACGGAGAGAUCCAUCGAAAUGUAAGCAAUCGGACGACAGUUUGAAUGCUGACACCUAUGAUACUGUCUGGGCCCUGGCAGUUUGUCGCUCUACCCUGCUUCGAAGGACGUACUCUUGUGCGCGUAUCACUGGCAUCGAUCAUACGGUGCUGUUGUGCCCGUACUGGAUUCCGCAGAGCAGUCAGACAUCGCCAUGUGUUAACAUGACUUGUGUAUGUAACUCUUGAGAAGUAGAAAUGAUGAGAGCUACGGCAUCGCUACCGACACCUGCCCGUUGUGCCUGUUAUUACGGAGAAAACGACCGAGGAGAAUAUCUUAGUUACGUCUUUGUUUGAAACUCUUAUUGAUGAGGCUAAUUUUAGAUGAUUUAAUCAUUCCAAAACUUAGUGGGACCUUCUACCAGAUUUUUGCUUUUAGAAUACCAAGUUGUCAGCCUCUGCUUCACCCGUGCUUGAUUGGCCUUCUUACUAGCUUCCUGCAGAUAUUACAGUUUGGAUCAUUUUGCUUUGCAUUUGGCAGGUCUAUCUGUGCCAUCGCGUAGACUCAUGUGCUGUCGCUGUAUUGAGGGAGAGGCUUUGCCGUUUGUUUAUCGAUGUGCAAGUUGCUCUUACCGUUCGGGUCGGGUCUGUUUCCUAGCUGGAAUGUUUUAGUCUGCAUACAAUCCCGCCGCCGUGAACGGUUGCAGGUUUCAUUCUCUAAUAUCUGCAUCUACCGACAUAGCUGGUUUGCUUGUCAAUCGAGUACAACCUUUCUUUCGUCUCGAGAGCACCGAAGUAAGCGCAUGUGUGUGCUGGUCGGUGGUGCGGGUGGCUAUGAAUUACACAAGAGUUGAGUACGUUAGGCCCAGCCGGAACCUUGGGAAACAUACGCGUCUGUUUCUACAAAUUGUCACACUUGUCGUCCAACCAAGGAAUUUUAUGGUGAUAUAUUUUUUCCAACACUCGUCUGGAAAUAGCACAGUCUUGCAUGCCUUCUAAUGCAAUGGCUAUUCCUUCCUAUGCUGCACUGUUUUAGAGCAAGACCUGCGUGCUCAUGCAUAAUAUUAGCAUUUAGUGACGUUCGCUCAAAUUUGGUCGUUUGUGUAGAAAGAGAGUGGUGUUUGAGAGGGCGCUGCAGGGAGGAUGUCCGUAUUUGAAGAGCGCUUUGAGCAAUUACUGAGCUGUAAAGAUUGAUGGCUGGAGUCGGCUGGGGUCGGCUGGAGCUAUUUUAUGCAGCAGGGCUAGAUGAAGAUUGAUAGAUUGGAGUAAUUGUAACUGUAACAACUUUCCAACUAUUUCUAGUUCCUAGGGUUGAGUUUGUUGGACGCACAUGGAACACAUCAAACCCUGUGCAAAUAUUUAGCCAAGCAAAAUGAGCACAAUCACUCAGGACUAGAAAUGACGGUAGAAACGAAUAAUAAAGAUCUAAAGGCAGCAUGAGCACAGACUGUGUGAGAUGGUCUCUGCGACCACCGGAGAGGCAGGUAGAUGAUGACAUUGCGCAGCUCGUUGCUGCUCGAGAUAGUCUUCACGCAUCUUUAGGGAAGUCCCGAGAAGUGAGUUACCUGCUACACGAACGUUUACAAAAUUUCCAAGAACGAUUAUCUCUAAUUAGAAGAAACGCAGCCCCUGCCAAUGAGGAGUCAAAGAGUACCAUGGAACUCUCGCGCAGGAUCGACAAAGCAUCUCAAUCUAUCACGUCUAUUCGGAAACUUUAUAAUGUAUUCCACGACCUGAGGACGAUUAUCAUGGGGGACCUGAGCUUGGACUUAAAUGGUUAUUUGGCGGGAGUUAUGCAGCUAGAGGAAGCUCUGGAUUACUACAGGCACGAGUUCGCUGCCGCUAUAAGUUGCUUACAAGAAGCUGUGAACUUUCUGGAGACAACCUCGACGCAUUCCCUGCGGCUUCGAAAUAUUCUCAGGAAUUUGCAGGCUGAGCAAGCGGGAGAUAAGUUCAAUGGUGAUUUGCUAAUCGUUGCUCAGAAGAAGCUGGAAAAUGAGUUCAGUCGUUUGCUGGCUGAGAAUUGUUUGCCAGUGUCUCUUCCUACUCAAAUGGGACCUCAAACUGAAGAUGCCCCUUUCUCGUCCACUGAACUCGAGUAUUUAUUCGGUUUUCCUUCGGAGGCACUACAAAAGCUGCAAGUUAUUAUAACAAGACUGGCUGGAACCGAGCAUUAUAGUAGAUGUUUGAAAGAGUACCAAGAGCGUCGAAGUGCUCAAUGUCGACAAAGUUUGGAAGCUCUAGAGGUGGAGUACUCGCGGAUUUCUGCUUCUGAACUAAUCGAUAAAGUAACAUGGAUUGAUCUCCAGAACAUAAUUAAAAAAUGGACCCAACAGCUGGAGGUGGUUGUGAAGGUUUUGUAUGCUGGUGAACGACGCCUAGCCCGUCAGGUUUUCAAAGAUAUGGGACAACCAGUGUGGGUGGAGUGCUUAAAUUAUGUGGCCCAGCCUGGAAUGUCUGCAUUUUUCCAAUUUGGAGAGAGUUUUUCAACGACCUCACGAUCUCCUGAGAAGCUUUGCAAUCUGUUGGAAAUGUUGGAAGGCAUGGAAAAAUCUGAGCAUAGCGUUAUUCAGGUGUUUGAUGGCCAGGCUUGCUGUGGUAUUCGAAAGAGAUACCGAGAGCUCUUGAAACAGGUUACUUAUGGAGCAUUCAAGGCAUUUUGGGAUAUGAGCGAAUGGGUGGAGGAACAGAAAGAACCUCAAAUACAUGAUGGUGGCGUGAUGAGACUUUGUAGUUUCGUGGUCAACUAUCUGGACUACCUGGUUCGGGAUUAUCUAGAGCCAAUGAGCAAGGCGCUCAGAUGUCAGAAAAACAGGCAGGGUGAUGGGGGACCACCAGAGACGAGCUUGGCUCAAGGCAUUUUGCUGAUUUUCCAAGCUCUAGGACGGCAGAUAGAGGCACGGGCCAAGGAGGUGCCAGAUCCUGCCCUUCGACACAUUUUUAUGAUGAAUAAUCUGCAAUAUAUUUACACUCGCGUGGAGAAAAACCGCCUCAAAGACUUCCUUGACGCGUCCUGGAUUUAUGGCAUUGGCCGCAAGGUCGACAAUCACACUCUUAAGUACCAAAAUGACUUCUGUCAAAAGAUCGUUAUCCAUCUUAACCAUGAAGGUCUCGGAGGGUCUUCGAUUGGCAAAUCAUCAGUUCGCUCAAUAGUUCGACAAAAUUUGAGAGCAUUUUCUUCUGCUUUUGAUGACAUUAUCCGGACACAAGGUAAUUGGGUGAUCCAACAUGAAAGUUUGAGGGAUUCGACACGGUCGUACAUUACACGCAAAAUUCUGUCUGUAUACAGAAGCUACCUGGAGAACUAUGGGCACUUAUUAGGACAUUUCUACUCGUCGAAUAAGUUUGUGAAAUACACUCCAGAGAUGGUGGAACAAUUGUUGGAUGGUGUAUUCGUUCCGAAGAGACGGAGCAGCAGCACCCUUUCACUGUCAAAUGAUUCGUGAUUAUCAAAGUUGUGUGAGCACUACAUCUUUGUGAUGGUUAUUUAUCAUUCGCCCUGCCAAGUGCAGAGCGUCUUGUACAUAGUGCAAGCUGAGAUUCGAUAUGAAGCUCAUCAUAGUUCUUGACUCACUUGUAGCAAUGUUGAUUUAUUCAUUUUAAACUAUUUCAGCAUUUGUAAGACCUCAAGUCAAUGCUCUCUACAGUGAAGCUCGACAUGGCUGUGGAUUUGCAGCGUUUCAUUGUUGCGCACUCAGACGUUUCCACUAUAUUAAUUUGAAGAACGGGCCACAACUAUGACUGGAAAUUAUCUUUUUGAGAGUCCUCUAUGUUGAGAGGACUCUAAUUUAACGUAGCAGUGGUCUUUCCCCGAGUGAUGUUUUGGAACCAUUAGUUGAACUGCUUGUGGCAGGAGGUGCCACCAAUGCAGAUUGGAUGCUUACCUCUGCUGUGGGUAAGUUUCAAGUUUACCUUUUGGUUGAAUUCAUUUUUAGUUUAGAAAAUUUCCUUGCCUGUAUACAUGUACUGGACCGAAGUGAUUCCUUAGCAGGCAAUGGAAUUAUUUGAGGGCCAGGUGAUAAAAGAUUCUGUACUCCAUUAAUGUGCAUUCACAUGUGUGUGCCCUCACAUACAGCGAUGGAUAAUCAUUGUGUAUGUGUGAGUGAAUAACGUAUAAGUAAAGGACAUUUUAGAAACCAUUGUAUACUAGAGAAAAUUAGUUACAAAAACCUAUGUAAAUUGUUUGGAAGUAGUCCUCAUUAAAAUAUGGUUCAAUAUUUUGUAUUGAAAAUUCAAA